ACAGGAUUUCUGCUCAGAGAGAGCACCAUGUGCUUGUGGGCGGGCAAGAGACACAGUACAAAGAGGCUUGUCCCUGGGCAGAGGAGCUAGAGGGAGGCAGAGACAGCCUGAGCGCAGAGGCUGAUGGAGACCGCUGCUUCCUCUGGAGCCCUUUGCUUGGAACUGGACAGGAACUGAUGCCUCUGCUGUAUUCUGAUGCUGCACAUAGAAUCAGCAACCUUGGGCUCACCCAUCACUGCCAGCAGAGGUGGCAGCAACUUCCCUGAGCUAGGCUGUUGGUAAGCAAAUCACCUUUUGUUGAAGUGAUUUUGGAGAUCCACAUUGCAGGAAGCUCCUGGCAGCGGAAUCCAGAACUAGAACAAAAGCAGAGGCCAUUGUGAAGACAGAAGAUGCCUAGGUAAGAGCACAACUGCCUGCAUGCAGUGAAAUCCCAGUUAAUAAGCCUGGAGAUGGAAUAGCUCAGAUAGGAAAAACAACACACAAUUUUCCUCAGCACACGUUCACUCAGCGGACUUAGAGAUGGCUAGAGCCUGCUUACUGCUCCUGCUUCUGAAGAUGUGUGGAAUCAACACGGAGGAGGAAACAAAGAUCCCCUGGGGUUGGAAAGCCCCAUGGAAAAGAAACAACACUCAGGUCUCAAGUGAAGAUUGGAAGCAACGACUGCCCCAAAGCAUAAUUAUUGGAGUGCGGAAAGGAGGCACACGGGCCCUGCUGGAGAUGCUGAGUCUGCACCCCCAGGUGGCAGCUGCCCAUUCCGAGGUGCAUUUCUUCAAUGUGGAGGAGAAUUACCGCAAAGGACUUGGUUGGUACAGUCAGCAGAUGCCUAUUUCACACACCACUCAAAUCACCGUGGAAAAGACACCAGGCUAUUUUUCAUCUCUCAAAGCCCCGGAAAGGAUCCAUGCUAUGGACAACUCAAUGAAGCUCCUGCUGAUUGUACGGGACCCUGUGGAAAGGUUGGUGUCUGAUUACACACAAAUCCUUCACAACCGCAAGGCACGGCACAAGCCCUACCAAGCUCUAGAGCACAUUCUCUUGAGGCAGGGCCAGGAACUUAACACCCGGUACAAAGCCAUGCAGCGCAGCCUGUAUGCCUUACACCUGGCUCGGUGGCUGGAGUUCUUUCCCCGGUCACAGAUUCACGUGGUGGAUGGAGGCACCCUGAUCCGGGAGCCUCUCUCAGAGAUGCGCCACGUAGAGCACUUCUUGGGACUGGAGCCUUACCUUGGCCCAGACAACUUUUACUUCAACCAGACCAAGGGCUUCUACUGCCUACAAGCAAAGGGGUAUCAGCACUGCCUAGACCAAUCCAAAGGACGACCUCAUCCCACCAUUGAUGAAGUACUGCUUGAGCAACUCUGCACCUACUUCAGUGAGCACAACGAGAACUUCUUUGCCAUGGUGGGUCGAACGUUCAACUGGUGCUAAGUUCUGCUUUGGGGCUUACAGGGGUGCUCUGUUGGGACAGAGGAAAAUCAGAGAAUGGCCUCCAGAUGUUUAGAAAAAGUUUUUUGUGGUAGAGGUCUGUACUCUCUUCUUUUGACUGGGCUGGGAAAAGAGCUCUAUCAAUAUGGGCUUUGCUCAGUGGUACACAUGUUUAGAGAAAAACAGCACAACAGAAGUAGCUUUCACACUGGAGACUGGAAAGAGAGCUUUGACAAAAAAAAUUCACAGCAAGUGGAGCUAUAUCCUCUGCAGCUGUGUGCCCAGGAAAUGCUAUAUUCUAGGCCAGCCUUCCCCAAGCUGGUGCCCUCCAGAUGCUUUGAACUACAACUCCUAUUAUCCCUCACCGCUAGCCAUGCUGGCUGAGGCUAGUGGGAACUGCAGUCCAAAAUAUAAUCCACAUCUUGUUUGGCGUCUAUUCCCAGCAAUUGUGUGAAAAAAGGGUGAAAAGCCAUCUGUUCUCAGCGUUUACUGCCUCUCCAAUAUUCCCACAACACAACCAGCUGCAGGAACUUUUGUUCCAUCCACUUAAUGCCCAACACCUGAAAGCCAAGUAAUUCCUUUUCUGUUCAACAUAGGGCAGCAGUUCCAAAGACAAGAGUUCCUGAAGUACAGUACUGUACUCCGUAAGAUCUGACUUGUGUAACUGAAUACAGGACAGAUAAGUCUGAUAUACCCAUUUGGAUAUCUUGAAUCUAUUAUAAAUAUAUCAAGUCCUUAUAGUCAGCCCAUCAACUAGAAUAAAGGGCAAUUUUCAUUUCAAUCCACUCUCCUCUCAUUGAUUCACAUACAUAAGUCUUCCUUCCUUCUCUAUCUGCUUAGAAAAAGUCCUUUCUAAUAGAAAUGCAUUCACUGACAAGAUAUAAUCUGUCAAGAAAGAAUGAGCAUGCUCAAUGAGGGAAUAUAGAGAAGUGUCAAAUAUACAGUGGUGAUUAGGGUAGGCCAAGAGUACCAAGGAUGUCACUUGCACGUAACUAACUGGCCCAGUUACAGCCUUCAGUACCAAGUGUGCUGCACCACUUUAUUUUCUUUCCUCUACCAUUGUGCUUACUCUAUUAUGGCACAGCUUCUAGCAAAGGGGCAACUGAAAUAAAACCAGGUCCAAUUCACUGGCUUCUUUUGUUGGCACAUGCAUGCUAAAAUAAACUAGGCUUUGUUUGUCCAACAUCCAUCCAUAUUACUAAUGACCAAAACUCCCAAUCUCAUAUUUUAUUCAUAUGAACAACUGCAGAAGAAUGUAAGAACCUGCUGUAUCAGGCCAAUAGCCCCUCUAGUCCAGCAUCCUGUUCUAAGUGGCCAACCAGACGUCUGUAGGGUAUCUUCAAGCAGGACACAAGCACAAGAACACUCCCCGCCUCCUGUCGUUUCCAGCAACCGGGAUUUAGAAGCUUUACUAUCUCUGGCUAUGGAGACAGAGCACAGCCAUGGUGCCUAGUAACCAUUGAUAGCCUUGCCCUAUGUAUCACCCACCUAAACCAUUAUUUGCCUUAUCCAGCAAUUUGGCAAUUGUUUAAAAAAAGAACAGGAUACAAUGGACAGAAAUUCAUGAAAGCCAUGCACAUCACUAACAGGAAUAGAUAAACAAUCAGAGUCCUAUAUAACUGAGAAUAAUUGAGCCUCAUUCAUUUCCUACAAUGCCCUAGCUUAAAGGUUACAACAUGUAUAUAUAUAUGUCAGAGUGAGUGUGAAUGUUUGUCCCAAUCUGAAACAAUAAUCCCAGGAUACAGAUUGAGAACUGAUUCAGGCAUGCCAAGAACCUGGAAGGCACUCAAGCAAAUACACGAGAAUAGGAUUGGAGACCUUCCACUUAUUAUUAUUUGUCACCAUAUUGCCUGAAAUUGCACUGUAUGAAGCAGUCCUAACAAGAGCUAAAAACAUUACAGUAGUUUAUUAGUUCUCCAACCUUACUCUUAUGCACAGCCAGCCCAAGAACUACUACACAAAGGGCUCAAAUCACACACUGACAAGGUUGCUAAUAAAAGCAUGGCAGCGCUGCUGGUUUAGCACCGUGUUACAGAAAACUUUGUACAUUAUAGCACAACAAGGCAUUGACACUGAAGCAAGUGAUUGUGCUAGCUCAAGGACACAGCAUAAUUCAGCGCAAGGCAACCAACCCAUGGGCAGUUCCCCAGCUGAGGGCAGAAAAGAUGCAUUUUGGCUUCUUCCUACUAUACACAUCACCACACCUUUCCCAUUAUCACACCGUUCACAUGUUCAGACAGUACUUCUAUCCUGGGGCCAGGGCGGGGGAGAGCUUUAGCAGCCUCAGUUGCAUUAAACUCUGUAUAUUCUACUAAGUUUAAAUUAAAUGCCGGACUUAGAUAAUUGUGGUAGCUGUAUUAGAUCAACAACAAUCAAUCAGCUAGAGAACACAGAAGUUAACUAUGAACACGGCCACCAUUAAAGUCUAUAAUUUGGAAAUAUUUUAUUUUAUUUUAAAAUCUCUAAUAGGAUAUUAGGGCACUGAUCUUUUUGCUGCAAUGACCCUUUUACCCCAGAAUGAUACACAAGAACAAGUUUUGUAAAAAAUGGUUUUAUCAGUUCCAUUUUUGUAUAAAACACAUGGGAGAAACCUAGCCAAUCAACACACAAAUUGCUGCCACGUAACAAGGUACUUUUGUGUCAAACUUUGAAUCUAAAGAACAUACAAAUGUUUUAAGUCUACAGUCAAUUGUCUAUGCUCUUCCAUUUAACUAUUUUUUUUAAAAAAUUCCACAUAUCCCCAUAUUUCUUCUGUCCCAGUUACAGUACAAUGACAGGGAGGAAGAGGGCUGUUUAAAACUCCUCUCUAUGCAGUUUUCUGCUGCCCCUUCUUUCCAAUCAGAGACUUGUGGAUGUGAGGAAUUACACCUGUAAAGAGAAUAAUGGAUUAGAACUGAAGAAUACACAAUAGUUCAGCACUCAUAUCAAUACAUUCUCAAAUAACAUAUUUUGCUAACUCUGUUAGAACUAUGCUUACCAAACCCUUCAAUAAAAAUCCACUUGAACACACUAAGAGGAGAACUGGGGUGCAGCUAUGUAGCUGUAUUAGAUCAAAUGUUGACUCAAGGCCUAAUUUUCUUGUUACAAAAACAACUAAAUGGUGCCAUACAGAGUUACUAUACUCUGGGGUGUGGGUGGGGAGAAGGAGGGAAUAAUCUGGAUUGUGUUCUUCAGGUUAGGUUCCCUCAUGUUACCAAGAUGGAUGUGAAGAUUUACUGGGACAUACUGAGAAGCGGAACUGUAUUCCCUGGCCUGGUUUGGAGCCUCAAUUAAAGAGUUAUAAAUGACUGGGGAGGAGUACUUAGAAUGCUCACC
This is a messenger RNA of Podarcis raffonei (Aeolian wall lizard), 4740 nucleotides long. RefSeq names its product heparan sulfate glucosamine 3-O-sulfotransferase 1-like. Bases 520 to 1428 code for a protein of 302 amino acids. NCBI's taxonomy places the organism in Eukaryota, Metazoa, Chordata, Lepidosauria, Squamata, Lacertidae. Gene Ontology annotation, molecular function: [heparan sulfate]-glucosamine 3-sulfotransferase activity. The record is from RefSeq and is a predicted model, not a curated record. The transcript is spliced from 3 exons.